AUGGAGCCCUUCCUCAGGAAGAGGCUGGCCUUCCUUUCCUUUUUCUGGGACAAGAUCUGGCCGACCGACGCGCCUCGGUUCCCGGACCCGGACGCUGACCUGGAACCGGAGCCCGCCGCAGAGGAGCCCAGUACCGCGGAGCCUUGCAGUCCCCCGGCGCCCGCGCAGCCCUUCAGGGCGCUGUCCGACUUCACGGCGCGGAGCGCGGAGGAGCUGAGCGUCAGCCGCGGGGACAGGCUCCACGCCCUCAGGGAGGAGGGCGGCUGCAUUCUGGCCCGCAAACUCUCGGGCUGGCCCUGCACUGGCCUGGUGCCCAUCACCUACGUGGCCAAGGUGGCCCCUGAGACGCUCUCGGACCAGCCCUGGUACUUCAGUGGCAUCAGCCGAACCCAGGCCCAGCAGUUGCUCCUGUCCCCCCCCAACGCACCGGGAGCCUUCCUUGUCCGGCCCAGCGAGAGCAGCCAUGGGGACUACUCACUGUCAGUCCGGGCCCAGACCAAAGUCUGCCACUACCGCAUCUCCACGGCGGCCGAUGGCAGCCUCUACCUGCAGAGGGACCGGCUCUUUCCCAGUCUGGAUGAGCUGCUGGCAUAUUACAAGGCCAACUGGAAGCUGAUACAGAGCCCACUGCUGCAGCCCUGCACACUCCAGAAGUCCCUUGAGCAGGACGAGUGGGAGCGGCCCCACUCGGAGUUCACCCUGCGGAGGAAGCUGGGCGAAGGCUACUUCGGGGAGGUGUGGGAAGGCCUGUGGCUGGGCUCCAUGCCCGUGGCGGUCAAGGUCAUCAGACCAGGCGAUGUGAAGCUCGCGGACCUGGCCCAGGAGAUCCAAACGCUCAAGAGCCUGCGGCAUGAGCGCCUCAUCCGGCUUCAUGCGGUGUGCUCGGCGGGUGAGCCCGUGUACAUCGUCACCGAGCUCAUGCGCAAGGGCAGCCUGCAGGCCUUCCUCGGCAGCCCCGAAGGCCAGGCCCUGAGCCCACCCCUCCUGCUGACCUUUGCCUGUCAGGUGGCCGAGGGCAUGAGCUACCUGGAGGAGCAGCGCAUCGUGCACAGGGACCUGGCUGCCAGGAACGUGCUCGUGGGCGACGACCUGGCCUGCAAGGUGGCCGACUUUGGCCUGGCCCGCCUGCUCAAGGAUGACGUCUACUCCCCGCGCAGCGGCUCCAAGAUCCCCGUCAAGUGGACAGCGCCCGAGGCAGCCAACUACCGCGUGUACUCGCCCAAGUCUGACGUCUGGUCCUUCGGGGUUCUGCUCUACGAGGUCUUCACAUAUGGCCGGUGUCCCUAUGAAGGGAUGAGCAACCAUGAGACUCUACAGCAGAUCUCACGGGGGUACCGGCUCCCACGCCCGGCUGCCUGCCCGGCUGAGGUCUACGCGCUCAUGCUGGGGUGCUGGAGGCGCUGCCCGGAAGAGCGGCCGGACUUCACCACACUGCGGGAGAAGCUGGGUGCCGCGAGCAGGCGCCACCGCCCCACCCUCACAUGA
Messenger RNA from Rangifer tarandus platyrhynchus (Svalbard reindeer), 1485 nucleotides. The record is from the annotation of a GenBank genome assembly. Lineage: Eukaryota; Metazoa; Chordata; Mammalia; Artiodactyla; Cervidae.